This is a messenger RNA of Oreochromis aureus, 2286 nucleotides long. It is a transcript of the gene timm44, whose product is annotated as translocase of inner mitochondrial membrane 44 homolog (yeast). Gene Ontology annotation, biological process: protein import into mitochondrial matrix. Gene Ontology annotation, cellular component: mitochondrial inner membrane. NCBI's taxonomy places the organism in Eukaryota, Metazoa, Chordata, Actinopteri, Cichliformes, Cichlidae. The record is from RefSeq and is a predicted model, not a curated record. Bases 54 to 1436 code for a protein of 460 amino acids. Gene Ontology annotation, molecular function: protein-folding chaperone binding. The transcript is spliced from 13 exons.
UCGUGGACGAGGAAGGUCACCACCGGAAGAAGGUCACAAGCACGACAUUCAAGAUGGCGACCCCCUUGUGUCAGUGUUAUCAGAUAUGUGUAAGAAGGGGUUUGGUGGCAUUCCCUUCCUCUUACCUGCUGCUUUCCAACAGACCCAAUGUCUACAGGAUACGUGGGCUCCUCACACACACUCCACAGGUGCCUCAGUCAGCCCUUCUUCAAGUAAGGUAUUUGUCAGGAGAGCGGGGUGGUGGACGAAGAGGUUUCCUGGGAGAGUUUUUGGAUAACCUCAAACAGGAGCUGAACAAGAACAAGGAAAUGAAAGAAAACAUCAAAAAGUUUCGGGAAGAGGCCAAAAAACUCGAGGAGUCAGAGGCACUGAAGCAAGCUCGGAGGAAGUAUAAAAAUAUAGAGUCUGAAACAGUGAAGACGUCCGAGGUUCUUAGGAAGAAGUUGGGAAACAUUUCAGAGACAGUCAAAGAGGGACUGGAAGAGGUCAGCCGGACUGAAUUUGGGAAGAAAAUCAAAGAAGGAAUGGAAGAAGCUGCCAAAACAGCAAAGACAUCUGCUGAGACUGUCUCCAAGAGUGGAGAGAUGCUGGGCAAGACGGGCGCAUUUAAAGCAAUAUCUCAGGGAAUGGAGAGUGUGAAGAAAGAGAUCGGUGACUUGGGUCACACUGGCCCUUAUCGGCCUCCCACCAGACUCAGAAAGAGGACUGAAUUCUCCUCCAAGGGGGCAGCGGAUGAAAGCAGGGUCUUUGAGGCCAAUGAGGAAGCUAUGGGUGUGGUGCUCCACAAAGACUCAAAAUGGUACCAGCAGUGGAAGGACUUCAAAGACAACAACGUGGUCUUUAACAGGUUCUUUGAGAUGAAGAUGAAGUAUGAUGAGAGUGACAACGCGUUUAUCAGAGCGUCCCGGGCCGUCACUGACAAGAUGACUGACAUCAUAGGUGGGCUGUUUUCAAAGACUGAGAUGUCUGAAGUACUGACAGAGAUUUUGAAGGUGGACCCGUCCUUUGACAAAGACUCCUUUCUCAAGCAGUGUGAGCGGGACAUCAUCCCCAACAUACUGGAGGCGAUGAUUCAAGGGGAGCUGGAGGUUCUCAAGGACUGGUGCUAUGAAGCGACAUACAGCCAGCUGGCACAUCCAAUCCAGCAAGCCAAGGCCAUGGGGCUUCAGUUCCACUCCAAGAUUCUGGACAUUGACAAUAUUGAUCUGGCCUUGGGUAAGAUGAUGGACCAGGGUCCGGUGCUGAUUAUCACUUUCCAGGCUCAGUUAGUCAUGGUGAUCCGAAACACCAAAGGAGAAGUGGUGGAAGGAGAUCCUGAAAAAGUCCUCAGGAUGAUGUACGUUUGGGCUCUCUGUCGAGACCAGGAAGAGCUCAACCCAUACGCUGCCUGGAGACUAUUGGAUAUCUCCGCCUCGAGCACGGAGCAGAUCCUCUAAGACUCUUUCAUGUGCACUAAACUCUCACAGUUGGGGAGACCAUACUUCCCCACAUAGGCUCUGAGGCUGGGAGGAUGGGACACACACAGGUGGACAUGUGGGGGCUGGACUUUGCUACGAAAACACUGUGGAGUAGUGUUGCUGAAUGCUAGAGCUGCUUCUCCAUCUAUUGGCUUUGCUCAGUCAGUUAUUCCUGACCGUUCCUCAGGCUCACACUUGGGGGCAGUAGACUACCAACAACAUUCAUCCAAAGUCCUUUUUGCAGCCUGUAGGCUGUGCUUCUCUGUUUGAUGUAGCCCUGCCAUGGUUGGCUUUUAAAAGAUAAAUGAUGCUGUUUAACUCGGGUUCAACUUAUCAAUAUGGGAAACAAUUAUGUGGGAAUGAGCCCAAUACAUUUGUAACUAAAACUUAAUGUCCUCAAACUGACUCCUUCAUAUCCUGUCCCUGAGAUGUCACCGUAUACCUUUAUUCCACCGCCGAUCUCCAUCAAAAAGAGACACACACACCAUAAACUUACUGGGCCCAGAGUUGGAACCAUUGAUCCCAGUGACUGUGGGAGGUGCUACAACUGCCGUGAUUUUAUUUCCAGAAAUUAACUUUGUUACACGACACUAUGGAAUAUAUGGCUGUCAAGCAUGUGGGAUGGUUGUUUCAGCACUAAGGCAAACGCCGGUCCCUCAUUGGUGGAAGAGGUAACAGUGGCUGGUUUCGCCAGUGCCAAUCAGUGCGCUCCCAUCCUUACUGAGGAUUGUCAUCCUUGUAUGUAUGAUAAUAAUUCAGUGUGAUUAUUGAGCUGUAAGAGUCUAUAUUUAUUAUGAGAAAUAAAAUGAACAGUCACUUUUGGAAACAA